Messenger RNA from Helianthus annuus (common sunflower), 1521 nucleotides. RefSeq names its product probable amino acid permease 7. The coding region runs from base 121 to 1467 and encodes 448 amino acids. The record is from RefSeq and is a predicted model, not a curated record. NCBI's taxonomy places the organism in Eukaryota, Viridiplantae, Streptophyta, Magnoliopsida, Asterales, Asteraceae. Gene Ontology annotation, cellular component: plasma membrane. The transcript has 7 exons.
ACGUUUUCGUUAUGGUCAGUCAGAAAUUAUUAUUUUUUGUGGUCUUAAUUGUUCUUUACUUCUUGUUCAAAUAAUGUUAAUUGUUGUGGAGUAGAGUGAUCUAAGAUCUGGUUUGUUUGUAUGGCACUUGAUACGCCGUUGAUGCUGCCGGCUGCUACUUAUAAGCAAACGGGGAAUAUAUGGACAGCUCUAGCCCAUAUAAUAACAGCAGUUGUAGGAUCAGGGGUUCUAUCAUUAUCUUGGAGUGUUGCACAGCUCGGAUGGAUUGCCGGUCCAGUUUCUCUAGUCUUAUUCGCACUCGUGACCUAUCUCAAUGCGUCCCUGCUCACCAAAUUUCAUCAUUACUCCGACCAUCGCAAUGGCGUGAAUGUAACCAACCGUUCCUACUUGGAAGCUGUACGGAACAUUCUAGGGGAUUUGAAUGCACGAGUUUGUGCAUUGUUGGUGUUCUUCAAUUUGUUUAAACUGGGAGUUGUUUAUACAAUCACAUCUGCUAGCAGCAUUAGAGCGAUUCUGCAGUCAAAUUGUUACCACGAACACGGGCACGAAGCAGCUUGUGAAUAUGGGAUAGAGUUUUAUAUGCUUCUCUUUGGAAUCAUUCAUGUUAUAGCUUCUCAAAUACCCAAUUUCCGAAGUACAAAAUGGCUCUCGGUUAUCGCUGCAGUUAUGUCAUUCGCGUACUCUUUCAUUGGAUCCGGACUCGGGUUAGCACAAGCAAUAGGAAAUGGGAAGAUCAAAGGUAGUAUAGGAGGUGUUCCAACUGAUAAACCGAUUCAGAAAGUAUGGUUGGUUGCUCAAGCUAUUGGAGACAUUGCGUUUGCGUACCCUUUUCCAUUAAUCUUUCUAGAAACACAGAGUACUCUGAAAUCACCUCCAUCCGCAGAAGUCACCAUGACGAAAGCAUCAAGAAUUGCAGUGUUUACGACGACUGUUUUUUACCUUUGUUGUGGUGGAUUUGGCUAUGCAGCCUUUGGGAACUCGACUCCUGGGAAUAUCUUGACCGGGUUUGGUUUUUAUGAACCAUAUAUCCUCAUAGAUUUUGCUAAUGCAUGUGUUUUUCUCCACUUAGUUGGUGGAUAUCAGGUAUUCAGUCAGACGUUAUACGCGAUUGUGGAAAGAUCAUGUUCCGAAAGGUACCCGGAAAGUGAAUUCAUAAAAGAUUUUCACAUUUGGAAGAUUAGGAUGAAUCCUCUGAGGUUAUGUUUUAGAACAUCAUAUGUUGUUUUAACCACAUCCUUAGCCAUGCUAUUCCCUUACUUUAAUGAAGUAGUGGCAUUUUCUGGUUCAGUCACCUUCUGGCCAUUGGUUGUAUACUUCCCGGUUGAGAUGUACAUUGUGCAUAAAAAGGUUGUACCUUGGACUGUUAAGUGGUGUUUUCUUCGUGUCUUCAUCAUUCUUUGCUUGUUUGUAGCCAUGUUUGUCUUUGUUGGUUCUGUACAAGGAAUAAUUGCCAAAAGAUUUGGCUAGUAAACUAACAAUAGAAGCUUAUCUAUAUCAUAUAAUUCAAGACACGUUUUAUAA